Messenger RNA from Mangifera indica (mango), 4070 nucleotides. RefSeq names its product ABC transporter B family member 15-like. Gene Ontology annotation, biological process: transmembrane transport. Gene Ontology annotation, molecular function: ABC-type transporter activity; ATP hydrolysis activity; ATP binding. Gene Ontology annotation, cellular component: membrane. Lineage: Eukaryota; Viridiplantae; Streptophyta; Magnoliopsida; Sapindales; Anacardiaceae. The record is from RefSeq and is a predicted model, not a curated record.
CAAAAUUUUUCUUUAUUUUGAGAAAGUUAAAGACAUACCAUUUGGAAACAAGCAAGGGAAGGCCAUAGCAGAAGUGGUGCGAGAAUCUUUGCUUUUGUUUGGUUUCGUUUUCGCUUUCUAAUUUUUAUCUGAAAAUGGGAAGAGAAAGGAAAGACAUGAUCACUGAGGUGAGGAAAAAGAGUAAGGGGUCUGUACGAUCCAUUUUCAUGCAUGCAGACGGUGUAGAUAUGUUUUGGAUGGCCUUGGGGUUCAUCGGAGCCGUUGGUGAUGGCUUUACUACACCUUUGGUGCUGUAUGUGACUAGUAAAUUGAUGAACAAUGUCGGCAAUGCUUCAACUACCGGCGUAGAUGUCUUCACCAAUAACAUGAACAAGAAUGCAGUGAUGUUGCUGUACUUGGCUUGUGGACAAUGGCUUGCUUGUUUCCUAGAGGGAUUUUGCUGGACAAGAACAGGUGCAAGGCUAGCAACAAGAAUGAGAGCAAGAUAUUUGAAAGCAGUGUUGAGACAAGAUGUGGGCUACUUUGAUUUGCAUGUCACCAGCACGGCAGAAGCCAUCACAAGCGUCUCUAAUGAUAGUCUCGUGAUUCAAGAAGUUAUCAGCGAAAAGGUUCCAAACUUUUUGAUGACUAUUGCCACAUUCUUCGGUUGCUAUCUAGUGGGAUUCUUGAUGCUAUGGAGGCUCACCAUUGUUGGAUUUCCCUUUAUUGUGCUUCUGGUAAUUCCUGGAUUAAUCUAUGGUAGGACUCUGAUGAGUUUAGCCAGGAAGAUAAGAGAAGAAUACAACAAAGCUGGAACAAUUGAGCAGGCAAUCUUUUCUGUGAGAACUGUUUAUUCAUUUGUAGGUGAAACCAAAACCAUCAAUGAAUUCUCCGCAGCCCUUCAGGGCUCUGUCAAACUGGGCCUAAAACAAGGAUUGGCUAAAGGGUUGGCAAUUGGAAGUAAUGGGAUUGUUUUUGGUAUUUGGUCUUUCAUGUCUUAUUAUGGCAGUAGAAUGGUCAUGUACCAUGGCGCUCAAGGAGGAACCGUUUUCGCCGUUGUUGCCGCCGUUGCCAUGGGUGGCCUAUCAUUAGGAGCUGGUUUAUCGAAUGUCAAGUACUUUUCAGAAGCAAUGUCAGCAGGAGAAAGAAUAAUGGAGGUGAUAAAGAGAGUCCCUAAGAUUGAUUCAGAUAACAUGGAAGGCCUAAUCCUGGAGAAUGUUUCAGGAGCAGUUGAGUUCAGGCAUGUGGAAUUUGCAUACCCAUCAAGGCCUGAAAGCAUAAUCCUAAAAGAUUUUAGCAUAAAAAUGCCAGCAGGAAAGACAGUGGCCUUAGUGGGAGGAAGUGGCUCAGGAAAAUCCACUGUAAUUUCACUACUACAAAGGUUUUAUGACCCACUUAGAGGUGAAAUCCUUGUCGAUGGAGUUGCUACUGAUAGGUUGCAACUCAAAUGGCUAAGGUCACAAAUGGGGUUGGUGAGCCAAGAGCCUGCACUAUUUGCAACAACAAUUAAAGAGAACAUACUUUUUGGCAAAGAAGAUGCCACCAUGGAAGAGGUUGUUGAAGCUGCCAAAGCAUCAAAUGCGCAUCAUUUUAUCUCUCAGUUGCCUCAGCUGUAUGAUACCCAGGUUGGAGAAAGAGGAGUUCAAAUGUCAGGAGGACAGAAGCAAAGAAUCGCCAUUGCACGAGCGAUAAUCAAAGCACCAAGAAUCCUUCUCUUAGACGAGGCAACAAGUGCACUAGAUUCUGAAUCCGAGCGUGUUGUUCAGGAAGCCUUAGACAAAGCAGCCGUUGGACGCACCACUAUCAUCAUUGCCCAUCGUCUCUCCACCAUCCGUAACGCCGACGUAAUCGCCGUCGUCCAAAAUGGCCAAGUCAUGGAAACCGGUUCGCACGACGAGCUCAUACAAGACGAAAAUGGUCUCUACACUUCACUUGUUCGUCUACAACAAACAGAAAAAGAACGAACAACAACGUCCCUCGAAGAGACGUUGCACGGCCUGUCUUCUAUAUCAAACUUGGACGGGAACAACACAAGUAGCCGUAGGCUUUCACUGGUUAGUCGGUCAAGUUCAGCAAAUUCUUUUGCAGCAAGUCGAAGCUCACUGGCUGGAGAUCAAAGAGACAGCAUUAAUGAAGAGGAUUUCAAUAAGUUGCCAGUCCCAUCAUUCAGAAGAUUGUUAGCAUUGAAUAUCCCAGAAUGGAAACAGGCCACCUUGGGAUGUUUGAGUGCAAUUAUGUUUGGUGCAGUGCAACCAGUUUAUGCCUUCGCAAUGGGGUCAAUGACAUCAGUUUACUUCUUGACGAAUCACGAGGAGAUCAAAGAGAAGACGAUGAUUUAUGCCUUGAUUUUCGCCGGUUUAGCUGUGUUGUCAUUGCUGAUUAAUUUAAGCCAACAUUACAGUUUCGCUUACAUGGGUGAGUACUUGACGAAAAGAAUUAGAGAAAGGAUGCUUACAAAAAUACUCACCUUCGAAGUCGGGUGGUUUGAUCAAGAUGAAAAUUCCAGUGGAGCCAUUUGCUCCCGACUAGCCAAAGAUGCCAAUGUGGUGAGGUCAUUGGUAGGUGAUCGAACGGCUCUAAUUGUGCAAACUGUGUCUGCUGUAACCAUAGCUUUUACCAUGGGCAUUGUCAUUGCUUGGAGGCUUGCCGUGGUGAUGAUAGCAGUGCAACCUCUCAUCAUUGUAUGCUUUUAUGCUAGGAGAGUUCUACUCAAAAACAUGUCACAAAAGGCCAUAAAAGCCCAAGAUGAAAGUGGCAAGCUUGCUGCUGAAGCAGUCUCUAACCUCAGGACAAUCACUGCCUUCUCCUCCCAAGAUCGGAUCUUGCAAAUGCUCGAAAAAUCCCAAGAAGCCCCACGACGUGAGAGCGUUCGACAGUCAUGGUACGCCGGUAUAGGCCUUGCCUUCUCCCAGAGCUUGACAUCAUGCACUUGGGCUCUUGAUUUCUGGUAUGGCGGGCAGCUCAUUGCUCAUGGCUACAUAUCUUCUAAAGCCCUUUUUGAGACGUUUAUGAUCUUAGUAAGCACGGGCCGUGUCAUUGCUGAUGCUGGUAGCAUGACCACGGACCUUGCCAAAGGCUCAAAUGCAGUUGGCUCAGUCUUUGCUGUGUUGGACAGAUAUACAAGAAUAGAGCCUGAGGACCCUGAAGGUUGCCAGCCUGAAAAAGUAACAGGCCACAUAGAACUUCAACAAGUACAUUUUGCAUACCCUGCUAGACCUGAUGUGAUGAUUUUCAAAGGCUUCUCUAUCAAAAUUGAAGCAGGAAAAUCAACUGCAUUAGUUGGACAAAGUGGGUCAGGUAAAUCUACAAUUAUUGGUUUAAUCGAACGAUUCUAUGAUCCUUUAAAAGGCAUGGUGAAAAUUGAUGGUAGGGAUAUAAGAUCCUAUCACCUCAGGUCCUUGAGAAGGCACAUUGCACUUGUGAGUCAGGAGCCCACUUUAUUUGCUGGAACUAUCAGAGAAAACAUCACCUACGGUGCAUGUGAUAAAACUGAAUCAGAAACCAUCGAGGCAGCUAAGGCAGCCAAUGCACAUGAUUUCAUUGCAGGCUUGAAUGAUGGAUAUGACACAUGGUGUGGAGACAGAGGAGUGCAAUUAUCAGGAGGCCAAAAACAACGCAUUGCCAUAGCUCGAGCCAUACUGAAAAAUCCAGCCAUUUUACUGCUAGAUGAAGCAACCAGUGCACUUGACAGUCAAUCUGAGAAAGUGGUGCAAGAUGCUCUUGAACGAGUGAUGGUGGGGAGAACCAGUGUGGUGGUGGCUCAUAGACUGAGCACCAUUCAAAACUGUGACCUGAUCGCUGUUUUAGACAAAGGACAUGUUGUGGAAAAGGGAACCCAUCAAUCCUUGUUGGCCAAAGGAACCCCAGGAGCUUACUACUCACUGGUGAGUCUCCAAAGAACCCUACCACAAUAAUUUUCACUCAAUAGUCAAUUAGAUUCUGGUUAUUGGGUGUAGUUAGGAUUAUGUUUUUCUUCCUGGGUAGUCAUCAAAUUGCAGAAGAUGACACUUUUAUAUUAUAACCACUCUUGGAUAUAUAUGCGUAAACGUAUAUCUACCAAGACUUGAAACCAAUUGAUGCACUUUAAGCUC